CCCCGAACUUCCCGAGUGGAGGGAGGGAAGGAUUGAGUGGAACUGGUCGGGUUGCUUCCCUCCCACAUGGAAGGCGGGUCCUAGCUCCCAGCCCUGCACCCUUGCGGGCAAGGGGCCCCUGGAUGCCGUGAACGGAGCCCCGGCCGCGGAACCAGGGAGCGUGUGCCUGACAUCCUGGCCCUGGUUCCUUCCCGGGGCGGAGGCUGUUUCCCCCAUUGCUAACACCGGGGGACAGACUUCACAGUGGGGUUGCGAAUAUUAAAUGCCCGUACAAGAGGACAGUAGGCGAUGGAGCAAACACCUCCGGCUACACUUCCGGGGCCUCGUCUCCUGUCGGCCUGAGACUUGCCUCGGACCUACCGCACGUGUCCUUCCAUUUUUCCGAGCCCCGGCUCUGCAGAAAUGUACCCGCACUGCCUCCUCUGGGGAACCAUCCAGGGGACUCGGCGAGAAGAUAUGCAGAAGAGUGCUGUGUGCAGGCGAGGUGACAAGGGACACGGUCCCUUCAUCAACACGAUGAGGCCAACAGGCUCCCACUGGCCUGUACCUUUCGCCCUCCAACCUCCCUUGACUGGGAGCUCCCCUGGCCACACGUGAACUGCUCCCGUAUCGGCUGGAAGCAGCCCAUAUUCUAGAAUCUUGUCCCCUCUUGACUCCUUGUGGUUCUAGAAUCCCACCGCUCUUGCAGACUCUGCACUCUAGAACCAAGGGGUCUGCUGCUUCUCCUGGGCAGCGCUGGCUCGCUCAAGUUUCACCGGCUGACGGGGUCUACGCUGCCACCAGGAUGCGCUGGCGGGACCGACUGGCCACGCUCUUCUUCCCGAAAGGCAUGGUGCUCACGGUGGCCUCACUGCUGCUCUUCUUCAUAAACCUGAGUGUCUUCGUGAGUGACCUGCACAACUUCUGUGUCACCCACUACUACGACCGCAUGAGUUUCCAAUACACCAUUGUCCUGAUGUUCUCCCAGGUGAUCAGCAUCUGCUGGGCCGCCAUGGGGUCACUCUACGCGGAGAUGACAGACAACAAGUCUCUUCGGUGCUUGGCCCUGACUGACCUGAUUCUGAAUGGAGCCAUGUUCUUCAACCGCCUGUCCCUGGAGUUUCUGGCCAUCCAGUACCGGGAGGAAACCCACUGAAGCCCGAGGACCGGGCUGAGAAGGGGGAAGGAAAUGGAGACUUUGGUGUCUUAAUAAAGUCUGUCAUUUAUUUCCA
Messenger RNA from Suricata suricatta (meerkat), 1211 nucleotides. It is a transcript of the gene CATSPERH, whose product is annotated as transmembrane protein 262. The record is from RefSeq and is a predicted model, not a curated record. The transcript is spliced from 4 exons. Lineage: Eukaryota; Metazoa; Chordata; Mammalia; Carnivora; Herpestidae. The coding region runs from base 785 to 1135 and encodes 116 amino acids.